Molecule: messenger RNA, 2243 nt
Organism: Manihot esculenta (cassava)
Lineage: Eukaryota; Viridiplantae; Streptophyta; Magnoliopsida; Malpighiales; Euphorbiaceae
Product: putative clathrin assembly protein At2g25430
Exons: 2
Coding region: 214-2109 (631 amino acids)
Biological process (GO): vesicle budding from membrane; clathrin coat assembly; clathrin-dependent endocytosis
Cellular component (GO): clathrin-coated vesicle; clathrin-coated pit
Molecular function (GO): phosphatidylinositol-4,5-bisphosphate binding; 1-phosphatidylinositol binding; clathrin heavy chain binding
Source: RefSeq, a predicted model, not a curated record
GCAUUAGAAGCCUGCGCUGCCCGCUCUUAUCGUUAUUUAACACGCACACACCACGCCGAGGCACCUCAUUUACAUGACUACAGUACUCUCUCCUCCUCUGUAUUCUCCGGAUCCUCUUCUCCGGUCAAUAUAUCUCCCUAUUUCCGCCGGCGGAUCCCUCACAGCUGCAACCGUAGAGCAGUAUCAAGCACUUUGAUCACACGAGCAAAACCAAUGGCACCUAGCACGAUCCGCAAAGCGAUCGGCGCCGUAAAAGAUCAAACAAGUAUAAGCAUAGCCAAAGUGGCUGGUAACAUAGCGCCUGACCUUGAAGUUUUGGUUGUUAAAGUUACCAGUCAUGUUGAAGAACCUGCUGAUGAGAAGUAUUUUAGAGAGAUCAUAAACCUUAUUUCUUGUUCUAGGGGUUAUGUUAGUGCUUGUGUGGCUACUGUAUCUAGACGCCUGAGCAAAACGCAUGAUUGGAUUGUGGCGAUCAAGGCUUUGAUGCUUGUCCAUAGGCUUCUGGUUGAUGGACACCCUUCAUUUGAGGAGGAGAUUGUGUAUGCCACAAGGAGAGGGAUGCGUGUUUUGAAUAUGUCGGAUUUUAGAGAUGAGGCACAUUCCCAUUCCUGGGAUCAUGCCGCGUUUGUGAGGUUUUAUGCAAUGUAUCUUGAUGAAAAAGUUGAGUUUGUAGUUUCUGAGCGGAAAUUAAAAGCUAGUGAAAGGAAAUUUGAUGAGGGUGAUGAUGGUUUUGGACCAAGUGAAUAUAGGGAUGAUUUUGAUUAUGAGAUGCAUAGGAGAUCAAGAUCUUAUGGCGAUUUGAAUGAUGAUUCAGUUGGAAAAGAACAGAGGAGAGAGGCAACUCCAAUUAGACAAAUGACGCCAGAGAGGGUUUUAGGCAAAUUGAAUCAGUUGUUGAGGAUGGUUGAUAGGGUUUUGGCUUGUAGGCCUACAGGGAUGGCUAAGAAUAGCAGGUUGGUGCUUGUAUCACUUUACAGGGUGGUGAAGGAGAGUUUUGGGCUUUAUGUUGAUAUAUGUGAGGCACUGGGGUUGUUGUUGGAUAGAUUUACGGAGAUGGAGUAUACAGAUUGUGUUAAGGGAUUUGAAAUGUAUGUUGGUGCGGCAAAGAUGAUAGAUGAACUUGUUGGGUUUUAUGGUUGGUGUAAGGAUAUUGGGAUUGCAAGAUCAUCUGAGUUCCCUGCUGUGAAGAGAAUUACAGAUCAGCUGUUGGGGACACUUGAAGGAUUUUUGAAAGAAAUGACUAACAAGACAUCGAAGAGUCCUGAGAGAAGUAAGGAGGACAAGGUUCCAAUUAAGCAGGAACGAGAACCAGAACCAGAAAUGAAUGAGGUCAAGGCUCUUCCUCCACGGGAAAAUUAUAUCCCUCCACCACCUCCUGAGCCUCAGCCAAAGCCACAACCGCAGCAGAUAACGGAGGAUUUGGUGAAUUUGAAGGACGAUGCAGUUUCAUCUGAUGAGCAGGGCAACAAAUUUGCUUUAGCUUUGUUCAAUGGACCACCAACUACCAAUGCAAAUGGUUCAUGGGAAGCAUUCCCAUCAAAUAGAAGUUCCGAAGUGACUUCAGCAUGGCAAACACCAGCUGCUGAGAGUGGUAAAGCAGAUUGGGAACUGGCAUUGGUGGAAUCAACUAGUAAUCUAUCAAAACAGAAAGCUACUUUAGGGGGUGGUUUGGAUCCACUGCUGUUGAAUGGAAUGUAUGAUCAUGGGGCCGUGAGGCAACAUGUGAACACUACUCAAUUCAAUGGUGGGAGUGCAAGUAGCGUGGCAUUGCCUGGCCCAGGGAAGACUGCAACACCAGGUCUGGCAUUGCCUGCACCUGAUGGAAUGGUCAAGCCAGUAGGGAACCAGGAUCCAUUUGCUGCUUCCCUUGCAGUUCCACCCCCUUCAUAUGUGCAGAUAGCGGACAUGGAGAGGAAGCAGCACUUGCUGGUACAGGAACAGCAGAUUUGGCAACACUACGGAAGAGAAGGGAUGCAAGGCCAAGUGGGUUUGGCCACUAUUAGCGGAGCCUCUGGUUACUAUGGCCCUAGUCCUCAAUCAAUGACGAUGCCUUAUGGGAUCCCACAGGUCAGUGGUAUGGGGCAACCAGGAGGGUACUACUACACAUAGUAUUGAAGUUAAUGCUGUUUCUUUCUAUGAUGCGUCUUACUAUGAUAUGCAUUAGUAUGAUAUGCUUAUUUACAACCUUUUUGCGAAGAGUUUAUAUAAGCAUAAACAUAAGAUUAAAUACCCUUCCCAUUGUU